AUGCGUCCUCUGGCAGCAGACGAAAUCUCUUCUGGCAAUCACAACACCUUCCUAUACGGCUCAGCCUUGCCUCGAGGCGGUGGGUGUGGAUACAAGUAUCUCAUCAAGUCAUUAGAGAUCACGCAGUUAGAUGGGAAUCUUGGCAAGAUCCAAUUCAGGCAGUAUUCGCUAGACUAUCUACUCGAGCAUCAUGACUUCAUUGAAGUCGCAUAUCUGCUCAUUUGGGGGCAUUUACCUUCUUGCGCCGAAACGCAAAACUUUGAAGGCGAACUUUUCAAACAAUCAAAUCCCCCGGAUAUUGUAAUAGAGGUGGUCAGAAGUUUUCCCGGUAUCAUCCGAACUAUGUCGGCACUAUCAGUGGUGAUUGCCUUAACAUCCUGCCAUCAACAAGGAAAGCAAUUCAGAUCACCAGAUGCCAGAAAUUCAUUCGUGUGCAAUCAACUUCUCAUGAUGGGAAUAGUGAACUCUGAGACUGGAAAACCGGACUCAUGGGCAGAAAGGCAACUCAACAAACUUUGGAUCAUCUAUGCAGAUCAUGAAAUGACUAAUUCCACGGCUGCAUUCCUCCACGUUACGUCUACACUUGCCGAUCCAAUUUCCGGUUGUAUGGCGUCUUUACUUUCUGCAUCUGGGCCGCUCCAUGCAGGGGCGAUUGAUUUAGCAUACCGAAGUUUUCAACAAAUUGGGUCCAAGGAGAACGUCGCAAAACUGAUUGCAGAUGUAAAGGCCAAGAAACAAAGAUUAUUCGGUUAUGGGCAUCGAAUCUACAAAACAGUCGACCCACGCAUUUACCAUUUACGCAAGAUGAUGGAUGAUCUUGCAGUAAAGACCGCUAGCAAUCCGCUUCUUUCAAUCGCAAUGGAGAUCGAUCGAAUCGCUUCUCAGGAUACCUAUUUUACAUCUAGGAACCUCAAAGCGAACGCAGACUUGUAUGGCUGCUUCGUUUUUUCUGCUCUGGGGUUUGAGCCGGAGAUAAUCACUGCCGCAGCUGCGAUGGCGAGGUCGUCAGGCGUCAUGGCCCACUGGCGUGAGGCGAUGAGCCAAACAUAUGGCGGCCACAGCAGGUUUUCACCGGAGUGGUAUUAUGAGAUCUAA
This is a messenger RNA of Sclerotinia sclerotiorum 1980 UF-70, 1095 nucleotides long. RefSeq lists its product as hypothetical. Gene Ontology annotation, cellular component: mitochondrial matrix. The record is from RefSeq and is a predicted model, not a curated record. Gene Ontology annotation, biological process: carbohydrate metabolic process; tricarboxylic acid cycle. The coding region runs from base 1 to 1095 and encodes 364 amino acids. Lineage: Eukaryota; Fungi; Ascomycota; Leotiomycetes; Helotiales; Sclerotiniaceae. The transcript has 6 exons.